Sphenostylis stenocarpa is the source of this 1653-nucleotide messenger RNA. NCBI's taxonomy places the organism in Eukaryota, Viridiplantae, Streptophyta, Magnoliopsida, Fabales, Fabaceae. The record is from the annotation of a GenBank genome assembly.
AUGCUCGAACCGGAGUCGCAAAACGGACACGAGCCAGAACCGCGGCCAAAAGCGGAACCAGUGCCAACAGAACGAACAGAAGCACAAUUGGAACCGGUAUCGGGAUCGGCGCCCGAACCCGAACCAAAUCCGCAGCAAGAAUUGGAACCAGUGCCAACAGAACAAGCGCAAGCACAAUUGGAGCCGAAAUCAGAAUCAGAAGCUGAUCCCACGGUAAAAGACGCAGAUCUCAGGGAAACGACGGUCCGUUCCAAUGCGCACGCCAAUCCUUCUCCCAAUCCGCAACUCCGGAAAGACGAAGGAAAUCGAACGUUUACCAUGAGAGAGUUGCUGAAUGGUUUGAAAAACGAUUCGGAACCGGAUAAAGAAGAUGCCAACUCCCCUCACAGGUUACUGCCCUUUUGCCUUGAAUCAGGAAAACGAAAAACGACAAUGCCUCUGGUAAAUCAAAGUGAUAUAGAUUUAAGCCUAGAACAACAACAACAGCACGCAGAGCAGAACAGCGCUGCUAUGGAUUUGAUAAAUAGCGUUGUAGGUGUUGAUGAUGAAGGCCGGUCCCGACAGAGGAUACUUACAUUUGCUGCCAGGAGGUAUGCUACAGCAAUUGAGAGGAAUCCUGAAGAUUAUGAUGCAUUGUAUAAUUGGGCAUUAGUACUUCAGGAAAGUGCAGAUAAUGUUAGUCCAGAUUCCACUUCACCCUCUAAAGAUGCUUUGCUGGAGGAGGCUUGUAAGAAGUAUGAUGAGGCCACUCGCCUUUGUCCCACACUACAUGAUGCUUUCUACAAUUGGGCUAUAGCAAUUUCUGAUCGGGCAAAGAUGCGGGGCCGCACAAAGGAAGCUGAAGAGCUAUGGAAGCAGGCAACAAGGAACUACGAAAAGGCAGUUCAACUUAACUGGAACAGUCCUCAGGCGCUCAAUAAUUGGGGACUUGCUCUUCAGGAACUCAGUGCCAUUGUUCCAGCGCGAGAAAAGCAAAAGAUUGUGAGAACUGCAAUCAGCAAGUUUCGUGCAGCCAUACAGUUGCAAUUUGAUUUCCAUCGGGCAAUUUACAACCUUGGAACUGUUCUGUAUGGAUUAGCAGAGGACACUUUAAGAACUGGGGGAUCAGUAGGUGCUCAAGAAGUUUCACCAAAUGAAUUGUACAGCCAGUCUGCAAUAUAUAUAGCUGCUGCUCAUGCAUUGAAACCAAAUUAUUCAGUUUAUAGCAGUGCCUUGCGGUUGGUGCGCUCUAUGCUACCAUUACCACACCUUAAAGUUGGAUAUUUAACUGCUCCUCCUGUGGGGUCAAUGAUUGCACCUCAUAAUGACUGGAAACGGUCAGAAUUCCUUUUGGAUCAUGAAAAGCUUCAGCAGAUACCCAGAGGAGAUCAUAAACAAUUACCCCAAAGCCUCUCAGGCAGAUCAGUAGAUGCAGUGAAUGGGGACAAGAAGACUAUCAAAGUAGAUAUAGCAGAUAUUAUUUCUGUAUCAGCAUGUGCUGAUCUGACCUUACCACCUGGUGCAGGCCUCUGCAUAGAUACAAGUCAUGGAUCAUUUUACUUGGUUGCGGACUCUUGGGAAUCAUUGGAUGGCUGGUUGGAUGCACUUCGUCUAGUUUACACAAUUUAUGUGCGAGGAAAAAGUGAUGUACUUGCUGGUAUAAUAACAGGAUGA